Molecule: messenger RNA, 804 nt
Organism: Cetraspora pellucida
Lineage: Eukaryota; Fungi; Glomeromycota; Glomeromycetes; Diversisporales; Gigasporaceae
Source: the annotation of a GenBank genome assembly
AUGGAUACCACCGAUGCUGCUUUAAAAUUCUUGGUCAGUGGUCCUAUAACUCUUCCAAUGAUUGCUUACGUAGCUCAAAAAGCCGCUGAAGUGAUCCCAUGCGACCCUCUACCGAUUAACAAACGACAAGACCAAUCUAAAAAUAUAUCACGUAAUGUUGGUGAAGAUGACUAUCAACCUUUACCUCCUUUAAUAUCAUUCAUACAACGAUUGGUUGUAAAAUCAAACGUUUCAACUGCUACUUUUCUUACUACCGUUGUUUACUUGGCUCGUCUGAAAAAUAAAUUACCAAAACUUGCAAGAGAUCUUGUUACACCACGUCGGCCGAAAAAUCAAUGGGGAUUGUAUAAGCGAAUCCGAAUGCAUUGUACUCGUCAUAGAGUUUUUCUCGCUACCCUAAUAGUUUCAUCAAAAUAUUUGAAUGACUCCUCACCUAGAAAUAAAUAUUGGGCUAGAUUCUCCGGUGUAUAUUCCGUUUCAAAAGUUAAUCUUAUGGAAAGACAAUUACUAUCUUUAUUAGAUUAUGACCUUCGAAUACAUAAAUCGGAUCUAGAUUUACAUCUUGGCCCUUUAUUAAAAUUAAUGCCUCGAUUAAAUUUCAAUCUUCAUGCAUCAAUAAGACCUGAUCCUCCUCAGAGAGUUCCAUCUUUAAAGCAUCAUCAAAGAUCAGCUUCUCAUCCCGUUAAUAAUCAUCAAAAAACUUCUUAUCCACGUCUUCAAAUAUAUACUUCUCCUCAUGGUAGAACUCCUCCAAGACGACAAAAUUCCUAUCAAUCACGUGUUUUGAACCAAUCAGAAAUGUGA